Molecule: messenger RNA, 6444 nt
Organism: Esox lucius (northern pike)
Lineage: Eukaryota; Metazoa; Chordata; Actinopteri; Esociformes; Esocidae
Gene: dock1
Product: dedicator of cytokinesis 1
Exons: 53
Coding region: 295-5979 (1894 amino acids)
Biological process (GO): cell migration; small GTPase-mediated signal transduction
Cellular component (GO): cytoplasm; plasma membrane
Molecular function (GO): small GTPase binding; guanyl-nucleotide exchange factor activity
Source: RefSeq, a predicted model, not a curated record
CUAAUUUCACUAGUAAACUGGUCAACGUGAUUGGUCAAAAGACCAGUUGGUGGGACAAUAAUAUCAGAAUACCUGUGUAAACACGGGAUACAGAAAAGUUUUUUCUGUUGAUUUUCUACCCCCUUGUGGAGCACGCUGACCCGGCUGGCUAACUGUCAGGGCUGGAAAAUGGCCGCUCGGUGAGGUUCUGUUCACCGAUUCUGAAAACUCAAAAGUACGGGAAAAAGUCAAGAAUCAUACCUGGAGCUAUUUCAACAUACACUCCCUCUAGACGGAGGUGUUUUUUAAUUGACAAUGUCUCGCUGGGUGCCAACCAAAAAGGAAAAGUACGGAGUUGCCAUCUACAACUAUGACGCCCGCCAAGAUGAGGAACUGUCGCUACAGAUAGGAGACACAGUCCACAUACUAGAGACAUAUGAAGGCUGGUACAGAGGACACAGACUAAGAAGAAAGUCCAAGAAAUUCCAGGGCAUUUUUCCUGCCUGUUAUAUACACCUGAAAGAAGCCACCGUCGAAGGCAGUGGGCACAAGGAGACAGUGAUUCCCAACGAGCUACCUCUGGUCCAAGAGGUCACCACCACCCUACGAGAAUGGGCGACCAUAUGGCGAGAUCUCUACGUGGUGAGUAGAGGGGAUAAACGUGAGAUGUUUAACUCGGUCCGGGACAUGAUCUAUGACCUGAUUGAGUGGCGAUCCCAGAUCCUGUCAGGAACCCUCCCCCAAGAUGAAUUGACUGAGCUCAAACAGAGAGUCACGUCCAAGAUUGACUACGGAAAUAAGUAUCUAGACUUGGACCUGGUGGUGAGAGAUAAGGAGGGUAACAUCUUGGACCCAGACACCACCAGCACCGUGUCUCUGUUCCGAGCCCACGAGGCCGCUUCCAAACAGAUAGAAGAACGCAUCCAGGAGGAGAAGUCCCAGAAGCAGAAUAUAGAUUUGACGCGGCAGGCCAAGUUUGCCCAGACUCCGUCCUUUGCCCUCUUCGUUACCCUGAAGAACGUUGUGUGUAAGAUCGGUGAGGAUGCGGAGGUCCUCAUGUCACUCUACGACCCCGUCGAGUCAAAGUUCAUCAGUGAGAAUUACCUGGUGCGAUGGUCCAGUCAAGGGCUGGUCAAAGACAUUGACACGCUCCAUAACCUGCGAGCGGUCUUCACGGACCUUGGGAGUGAGGACUUGAAGAGGGAGAAGAUCAGCUUUGUGUGUCAGAUCGUCAGAGUUGGUCGUAUGGAGCUGCGUGACAACAACACCAAGAAGCUGACCUCAGGCCUGAGGAGGCCUUUCGGAGUAGCAGUCAUGGACGUGACCGACAUCAUAACAGGCAAGAUGGAUGACGAGGACAAGCAGCAUUUCAUUCCCUUCCAGCCGCUGGCGUUGGAUGAUGCCAUACAUCGCCACCAGCAGCUGAACAUCUCACGUUUUUCACCCAGGGUGGCGGGCGAGAGUGACUUCCUGCAGGCCGUCAUCAACAAGGUCAUCGCAGCCAAGGAGGUCAAUCACAAGGGUCAAGGUCUUUGGGUGACCCUAAAACGUCUCCCAGGUGACAUCCAUCAGAUCCGGAAGGACUUCCCUCACCUGGUUGACCGCUCCACUGCUGUAGCCCGCAAGAUGGGCUUCCCUGAGAUAAUCAUGCCAGGCGACGUGCGCAACGAUAUCUACGUCACCCUGGUCCAGGGAGAGUUCGAUAAAGGCAGCAAGUCCACGCCCAAGAACGUAGAGGUCACCAUGUCGGUGUACGACGAAGAUGGAAAGAAACUGGAGAAAGUGAUAUUCCCUGGCGCUGGUGACGAGGGAAUCAUGGAGUACAAGUCUGUCAUCUAUUACCAGGUCAAACAGCCACACUGGUACGAAACCAUCAAGGUCGCCAUCCCGAUUGAAGACGUCAACAGAAGCCAUCUGCGAUUUACCUUCAGACACCGAUCUUCUCAAGACUCCAAAGACAAAUCGGAGAAGAUAUUCGCUCAGUCGUUCGUGAAGCUGAUGCGGUACGAUGGGACGACCCUGAGAGACGGAGAACACGAUCUCAUUGUUUACAAGGCAGAGGCUAAGAAGCUGGAAGACUCGUCUCUUUACCUCAACCUGCCUGCGACCAAGAUGGAGCUGGAGGAGAAGGGCCUGUCUACUACAGGGAAAGGGACCCAGAGCCUGGGGAACUGCACCAUCAGCAAGGACUCCUUUCAGAUCUCCACCCUGGUCUGCUCCACCAAGCUCACUCAGAAUGUGGACCUUCUGGGUCUGCUGAAGUGGCGUUCCAACACCAGCCUGCUUCAGCAGAACCUCAGGCAGCUGAUGAAGGUUGAAGGAGGAGAGGUUGUCAAGUUUCUUCAGGACACCCUCGAUGCCCUGUUCAACAUAAUGAUGGAGAACUCUGACAGCGACACGUUCGAUACCCUGGUUUUUGAUGCGCUGGUAUUCAUUAUUGGACUCAUUGCAGACAGAAAGUUUCAACACUUUAACCCUGUCCUUGAGACAUACAUACGGAAGCAUUUCAGCGCCACUCUGGCUUACACGAAGCUCACCAAGGUCCUGAAGAACUAUGUGGACGAUGCCGAGAAGCUCACCGAGCAGCUGCUGAAGGCUAUGAAGGCUCUGGAGUACAUCUUCAAGUUCAUCGUGCGCUCCCGGGUCCUCUUCAACCAAUUGUAUGAGAACAAAGGAGAGGCUGACUUCAUGGAGUCCUUGAGGAAUCUCUUCACUUCCUUCAAUGACAUGAUGAAUAGCAGCUCUGAGAACACUGCCAUGGUGAAGCUCCUCCUCAAGGGUUCGGCCCUGAAGUAUGUCCCUACCAUUGUGAAUGACGUCAAACUGGUCUUUGAUCCCAAGGAGUUGAGUAAACUAUUUACAGAGUUCAUUCUGAAGGUUCCUCUGGGGCGACUGGUCAAACAGAAGCUACACUGCCUCAUCGACAUUGUCCACAGUGACCUCUUUACACAGCACGACUGUCGUGAGAUCCUGUUACCUCUGAUGACGGAGCAGUUGAAGUUCCACCUAGAGAAACAGGAAGACCUGGAGGCCUGCUGUCAGCUACUGAGUAACAUCCUGGAGGUCCUCUACAGAAAGGACGUGGGUCCAACCCAGUGGCACGUCCAGACCAUCAUGGAGAAGCUGCUGAGGACAGUCAACAGGACCGUGAUCUCCAUGGGCCGAGACUCUCCGCUCAUCGGAGGCUUUGUGGCCAGCAUGACAGCUACCCUGAGACAAAUGGAAGACUAUCACUAUGCUCACCUCAUUAGCACCUUUGGAAAGAUGAGGACGGACGUGGUGGAUUUCCUCAUGGAAACAUUUAUCAUGUUCAAGGAUCUCAUCGGGAAGAACGUCUACCCUGGUGACUGGGUCAUCAUGAACAUGAUGCAGAACAAAGUGUUCCUGAGGGCCAUAAAUCAGUAUGCAGCUGUACUGAACAAGAAGUUCCUGGAUCAAACCAACUUUGAACUUCAGCUGUGGAACAACUACUUCCACCUGGCCGUGGCGUAUCUUACCCAGGAGUCCUUGCAGCUUGAGAACUUCUCCAGCGACAAACGAGCCAAGAUCUUCCAGAAGUAUCAGGACAUGAGAAGACAGAUUGGCUUUGAGAUCCGAGACAUGUGGUAUAAUCUGGGGCCCCACAAGAUCAAGUUCAUCCCAGAGAUGGUGGGUCCCAUCCUGGAAAUGACACUGGUACCUGAGAUGGAACUGAGGAAAGCCACCAUCCCCAUCUUCUUCGACAUGAUGCAGUGCGAGUUCCACUUCACGUGCAGCUUCCAGCGGUUUGAGAACGAGAUCAUCACCAAGCUGGAUCACGAGGUUGAGGGCGGAAGAGGGGAUGAACAGUACAAAGUCCUCUUCCAGAAGAUUCUGCUGGAGCACUGCAGGAAACAUAAGUACCUGGCCAAGACAGGGGAGACCUUUGUCAGCCUGGUGGUUCGCCUGUUGGAGAGACUCCUGGACUACCGGACCAUCAUGCACGACGAGAACAAGGAGAACCGCAUGUCCUGCACAGUCAAUGUGCUGAACUUCUACAAGGAGAUAGAGCGCGAGGAGAUGUACAUUAGGUACCUGUAUAAGCUCUGUGACCUCCACAAGGAGUGUGACAACUACACAGAGGCGGCCUACACCCUGCUGCUGCACGCCAAGUUGCUGAAGUGGUCAGAGGAGGCGUGUGCAGCCCACCUAACCCAGAGAGAAGGUUAUCAGGCCUCCACACAAGGACAACUCAAGGACCAACUCUAUCAAGAGAUUAUCAAUUACUUUGAUAAGGGAAAGAUGUGGGAGGAGGCCAUCAUACUAGGAAAGGAGCUAGCAGAGCAGUAUGAAAAUGAGAUGUUUGACUUUGAGCAGCUGAGUGCGUCCUUGCGGAAGCAGGCCCAGUUCUAUGAGAACAUCGUCAAGGUGAUCCGACCCAAACCAGACUAUUUUGCGGUGGGCUACUACGGACUGGGUUUCCCAUCAUUCCUCAGGAACAAGAUGUUCAUCUACAGGGGUAAGGAGUAUGAGCGGAGAGAGGACUUUGAGGCCAGGCUCCUCACCCAAUUCCCCAACGCCGACAAGAUGAAGACUACGACACCGCCCAGUGAAGACAUCAAGAACUUGCCUUCACAGUGCAUACAAUGUUUCACUGUGAAGCCCAUUCUGGAGCUCCCUCCAAAGUUCCAGAACAAACCUGUCUCGGAACAGAUCGUCAGUUUUUACACAGUGAAUGAAGUGCAUAAAUUCCAGUAUUCCAGGCCUGUGAGAAAAGGAGAGAAGGAUCCAGACAACGAGUUUGCGAACAUGUGGAUAGAGAGGACCACUUACGCCACGGCCUACAAACUGCCCGGGAUACUGCGAUGGUUCGAGGUCAAGUCUGUCUCCACGGAGGAGAUCAGCCCGUUGGAGAAUGCCAUGGAGACGAUGCAACUGACCAAUGAGAAGAUCAGCAACAUGGUGCAGCGCCACCUGAGUGACCCCAACCUUCCCAUCAACCCCCUCUCCAUGCUUCUCAACGGCAUCGUUGACCCCGCUGUAAUGGGGGGCUUCACCAACUAUGAGAAGGCAUUCUUCACUGAGAAGUAUCAGGAGGAGCAUCCAGAUGACCAGGAGAAACUGGAGAAACUGAAGGACCUCAUCGCCUGGCAGAUCCCUUACCUGGCGGAUGGCGUUCGUAUCCAUGGAGAGAAGGUGACAGAGGCGCUGCGGCCGUUCCAUGACCGCCUGGAGGCCUGCUUUAAACAGCUCAAAGAAAAAGUCGAGAAACAGUAUGGAGUCAAAACACUGCCUGCGGUGGAUGAGAGGCGUGGCUCCCGUCCUCGCUCCAUGGUGCGCUCCUUCACCAUGCCCUCGCAGCAGAGGCCUCUGUCUGUGGCUUCAGUCAACUCCAUCUCCUCUGACAACUCCCCCUCCAGGCCUGGCUCCGACGGCUUUACCCUGGAGCCUCUCUUGCCAAAGAAGCAAUACUUCAAGUCUCAGGACAAGCUGGACCGAGAAGAGUUGGAGCGGGAGAGGAAGGACCGGAAGAAGGAGAAGCGGAACAGUAAACAUCAAGAGAUCUUCGACAAGGAGAUGAAGACAACUGAAAUCACCCUACAGCCUGCAGAGGCAGUCAUUCUUUCAGAGACGAUCAGUCCCCUGAGGCCUCAGAGACCUAAGAGUCAGGUGUUGAAUGUUCUGGGCGGAGACCGUCGCCUCUCAGUGUCCCCGGGACCCAAUGCCUCCCCGGGGCCCCCUCCCAUCACCCCCAGGAACAAACUGUCCUUCAGCCUGCCCACCGUCUCCAAUCUGGAGCUGAACGGCAUGGGGGCAGAUAAAGGGGAGACUCCUCCCCCCCUGCCAGUGAAGGGCAUCUCCGCUGAUUACGGGAACCUGCUUGGAGAUAAUCAGGACCUGACAAGCCCCUCCACACCUCCUCCGCCCCCGACGCAUCAUCCAAGGAAUGUGCCACCUCCUCUGCCCAGCAAGACGCCUCCUCCUCCUCCUCCCAAGACCACCAGGAAACAAGCGUCAAUUGAUUCGGGAAUUGUACAAUAACCAAGACAUUAUUCACUCUGCCAAAAAUGCCGUGGUCACCGCCUAAAGACACCGCUGAUAUGUCUUCACUUUGUUAGUGUGCACUAUGUUCCACCAGGGCCCUUAAGGGGCUGAUAGAAAUGAGUGACCUGCAUAUGGAAAAGUGGCCCAUUUGUACCCACCUUAUUGAUUCCUUCAAGUGUGAUGAUGCAGCGUGCCCUACAAUAUGUUAAGAUGGGAAUCCAUUACACAAGGUUAUUAGUCGAAUGCUUGUUUGAUGCCAUCAGUGAUCCUCCACUGGAUACCACUCUGGAUCUCCAUAAUGGAACAAGAUCUUUUUCCGUCAAUAGGAUGAGGGACGUUUUUGACCAGUAGACAACAACAUGCUGAAAAUAAAAAAAAAGUUAUAUUAUCUCUCCUAUGGUAUUAUCUUCUUUUUUUUUAUCAUCAAUAUUCCUACUAUGUACAGAGGUAUGUAUAUAUGAU